CUUCCCCAGGCGUUAAAGUGACCACACAUUAGAGGUGUAUCGGCCCGCGUUUUGGUGUACUAGUGUCGAGAUGCAGUCGCCUCCAAGAUGAGGACACCGAGGCGGGGGUGAGGGAGAGCGAGAGAGCGAGAGAGAGCGCUGGAUGCUUCACCACCACCACCACCGCUGCUGCUGCUGCUACUGCUGCUGUGCUCCUGUUCCUGCUGCUGCUGCUGCUGCUGCUGCUAUUGCUCCUGCUGCACCGUCUACUCUCGCAUUAUCUACUGGGCCUUUCAUGAUGUGAAGUGCUGUGUUGUGGUGGUGGUAGUAGAUGAUGGUGGCGGUGAUGUGAUAGUAAGGACCAGUGGUGGGUGGCGGGUUGCGGCGUCCCUCCUCCCACAACAUCGGCCACGGUACACCUCAAAACUGCCAGCCCAACAUUCUUACCGUGAAGGCUGAAGGUUGGCGGGCUGUGUGUGCUAUAAAGGAAACCCCAGUGUCUAUAUGAACCACAAGUGAAGGCGCGAGUGAUGAAGAGCCCUCUGCUUGAGUCGGAGGAAAGCGGCAGAGUACACUGUCAGGGAAAGGGGAAGCGCCCAUAUAAGGUAUGGGACAGCGGGCGGCAGGUUCGCAAAGGGCUGGUCGUUGCAAGCUUCAACGAACUUAUAGAAAAAGGUCGAGAGAAGCUGGAGCUGGGGGAGGUACGGAUAAAAGUAGUGUUGGAGGCUGACGGAACGCAAGUGGAGGACCCGGAGUACUUUUGCACCCUGCCAGAGAAUACAGUCUUCCUCUUACUCAGGCAGGGUGAACACUGGUACCCUGCGGGAGUUGAGGUGCUCAGACAAGCCAUCACUGCCAUUCCCAAGAUCGUAUGUGAGACCAUCUACUCCCUGGGCCUGCACGAUGAAGCGCCGGUGUGGAAGAUCAUGGACCAGUACGGCAAGAUCACCGUUGUUCUCUCCUGGGACCCCUGCCACCGGGGGGACCACCGUCACGGCACGUCGUCCCCCCGGAAGCCGUCCGCCACUGCCACACGGAUGAUCGUAAGUGGCGUAGGGGAAAGCGCCAUCCAGCGACAUGAGUACCUGGUGGCUCAGCCCUCAGUAGGCUCCACUCCCUCGCCUGCGCCCACUAUUUCCCUUAGUGGUACCAAGUCACCUGUACCUGCUUCAGGCGCGGCAGGUAUUUCCGCCCAGGCACCUGUGGGCACCGUCACUACUAUACUGCGAGACGGGAAGAAGGAGACGCUCAUUAAUGACAUUGGUCCUGCGGCUGCUACACUGCCACCAGCUCCCCAUCACCAGGGUACUGUGAUAAACCACGACAGCGAGAUCAAGAGUUCCUACAUGGGCACCGGGCCUGGGGCGACGGCGGCGGUGGUGGGGCGCCUUUCUCGCCAGGGGUCAUCCGUGGACUCGUCACAUUCAGCCACUGUGCACGUCCACACUCCAGAGUGCUGUAUGUACGGGCACCCACACACCCCGCAGCCCCGCACCCGAGCCUCCCCCACCGGCGACCAGGCCGAGUGUGACUUCCACUGCUGCUCGCUGCAUGAGGAGGGCGGCCGCAUCCAGGCAAGUCGACACCAACUGCAUCAUCAGCAACACCACGUGCACCAUCACCAACCAGGGCAACAGGUACACAAAGCUGUAGCUACAUCCCCUAUCCAGGAAGGUACUCAUGAGAGACGGCCAGCCCACCACCACACUCACCCUCCCAGCCAGAGUCCUGGUGGCAAGGCAGCCCAACCAGGGGCUCAGGCGGCUGCUGUACAACACCCAAAAGGUAGUUCUCAUGUACGCUUCCAGACUCAGACUCAGACUGAAUACCGGACGCCCAACUUGGAAAAACCGAGGGAAAGGCCGGAUCAAGAUAGUUCAGAGUCUGAAACAGAAAAUACAACCAACGACGAGGAGGCACACACAACCGAGAAGUUCCUCUUGCUCACUGAUCAGCUUUCCGUCGACACUAAGAAGCACCUCUCUAUCAAGGACAUUGGGGUCAUCCUUGAUCGACUAUCUUCCAAAAUAGUUGAUGUUGAGAAAUUAGAUCGUGAAGCAGAAGAGGAAGAUUGUUUUAACUGGACAAUCAAAGCUACAAUCCGAGGCGAUACUCUAAGAGAACUCGGUGUGGUAUAUAAUGGCCACUAUUAUUCUAUUAGUGAACACCCAGGCUACGGUCAGAAGAAAGAGGAGGAGGAGGAGGAGGAAGUAGCAGAAGCCAAAGACGCAGAAAAGGAACCCGUCUGACUGUUUACACUGUGUUCGUUGGACAAACUUAUUUUUUUGGUUUGUUGGUGAUAAUGCCAGGCUUAGGAAUGCAGUAAUCGACAAAAUGUGUUUGUUUUUUGUCGAAGAGUAAUGCUGUUGACAUAAACAGGGUGCGAGUGUUAUGUGCAGAAUGUAUGGAACGUUAGAAUAGUGUUAAGUGAUUGAGUGAAACUUUUCAAGAGUUCCCUCACUUGCAACAACCGUGGCCUGUCACCCUCGGAUGUCCGCAGCAGUGCCGCCACAGCCACAAGGCGUCUGCUCUUGUUUCUAGUGUACAUAGGCGGGAGGAGGCACCGCGACCACCGAUGCCGCGUGACAGGUGCUGGCUGUCUCCCCAGUGUCCUGCCAGGGCCUAUCACGCUUGUAUUUAGAAGACAAUCGUCGAGCUACCCUGCAGGCAGGCAUUAGCGUAGCUUCUGACCAUCGCACGUCACUUGUUACAUGGACACUAAGGCGAAAAGUAUGAGAUAACCCUCAAGUGAAGUGUUCACCACCCAGCCCAACAGAAUCCUUGUUGAUACUAAGGCAGCCAUGCCGGGCCAGAGUGUGUCUACUUGAGGAACUGAUACUGUUUCUGGGUCCGGGCAAGACUUACUAUGAUUGUGUCCCAUUGUAGGUGGUGUGCCGGCCCGGCGGACCUUCCCUACCUACAAGCCCACAUUAUGAGACUGGACAAGAUUUGAUGCAAAUAAUAUACGUGGCAGUAAUACAUCCAUCCUUUUAUGGAUUACAAACAACCAAACUGAAGAUAUUUCUAGAACUCAAGUUUAUACAACCAAAUUUAAAAAGCCUAUAUUUUAAUUCAGUAAAUGGACCUUCGAUAAGUGGUUUACACUUGUGCCAGGCUGACACAGCAAUGGAAAGGUGUUAUGUGGUGAGGUGAAUGCAGAAUGAUAUGCUCAAAACCAAUGUGUAAUGAAGACUGUCGCUAAGAAUUUCUUUGAAGUUCUUGAUAAUAAUACUCUUGAUAAUAAAUAACAUAAACAGAUGUGACAUCAGUUUUUAAAUAGAGUGAAAAUGUUUCUAUUAUUACACUCAAUGAUGACAACAAAGACAGAGGCCAGGAGGUGGUGGUGGUCUUCUCUGCGCCUGUGACCAUCAUGAGAGUAUUUGUGUCCCUAUCAGAGACUCUGAGCCUUAUUUACAACCCCAAUAAUAUCCCAUUUGCCAUAUGUUGUGAAUAAAAAAAAAUGUUGGGAUGUGUCAAAUACGGUUCAGAGUAAUUGGUGGAGGUCUUGUUUUGUUUUAGAACUCAAGGAACGUGGCAUUCGGUCUGUAGUAGAUCUGGGGUGUCUUGGUGCCCAUCGCAAGCGCUGUGCCUUCCAAUCAUGUACACUGAAAGCAAUUUUGUUUCCUUAGAUGAGGAACUGCGCUUGGAUGAAGUAAUGUCGGUACGCCUGUGCAUAAUUUUUGGUGCAAGUUUUGUGCAUCUGUGGAGCGAUUAGGGAUUGUGGGCCUUUGUGGGCUGUUCAAAAAGGCUGAUCAUUGUCCCUGAGUAUUGUGAACAUUUUAAUAAGGACAUUUACUGAGUGAAACGGUAAAUUUGUGACUUGUGUAGGUGAUAGAAUGAGGCAGAAUUGCUGCCUUGGUGGCAUUGCAAUACAAUUAAUAUUUGGCCUCCAUCGAUACCGACCAGGGCUCACAUCUGACUACAAUAAGCAAAUUCAAAAGACAAAUCUUGGGUGUUUCGAGGAAACAGACGUAUUACUCUUGAUAUGUCAUUUUGAUAUGGAUGAUGUUAUAGUCUCAUUUGGUAAUGCUAUUUGUCUAAGGUUCGGCCUUAUUGGGUAUUUCAGUUUAAAUAAAGGCUGAAGGGUUGAUUAGAGCCUUCAUGGAUAACUCCAUUUGGUUUAAUCUCUGCUAAUUCAUAAGAAAAAAGUAUUUAAAUCCCACAUAAGGAAUACACUCACUGACAACUCCACAAAAAAAAAAUUGUUGGCCCCGUAGGCUUCACCGCACCUGCCGGAGAAGCCCUCAGAGAAAAAAAAAUAGAUUUAUAUAUAUAUAUAUAUAUAUAUAUAUAUAUAUAUAUAUAUAUAUAUAUAUAUAUAUAUAUAUAUAUAUAUAUAUAUAUAUAUAUAUAUAUAUAUAUAUAUAUAUAUAUAUAUAUACACAAACAGUAACAAAACCGAGAGAUAAACUUGGACUUUAGCAGACCUUGAGCAGUGAUCUGUACUGGCAAUACUUGAUUAUGGUCAGUUCGGAUUUUUUUAUUUGUUUGGAGGAGCUGCGGUGUUACUCUUAUUGUUAAUACAUCUCGUCGCCAAGAAAAAAAAUGCACAGUGGUCUUGAUCAAAGAUAAUAUAUCAAAUAUAGUAUGAAUAAUUUAGGGAAAAUUGUAGGAUCCUUAGAAUUGUUAGGACGGUAUUUUAAGAUAUCAUUUCCAUAUUUGUAUGUCGAAGUAACUUGCAAGCAUUUGGUUUGCCGUCUGCUUUCAAUAAUGAAGAGCAACCCCGUUGUUCUAGACUCCAAUAAUCGCUUUUGUUACUUGGCAAAACAAAUGUUAGCAGGAGUUUCUUAGAAUGGUUAAAGUCUGGUUAUCAAUAUAUAAACACAAAUACAAUAGUGUCAAUAUUUAUUGUUGGUAAUAUUACGCCAUUUUAACAACGCACAGCAGAUAUUCAUAUGGUCCGGUUUGUGUCGAAUCUUUCAUUCCUGGCUACUUUUCCGUCACUGCUCCGGUUUCUCCCUUUAAAAAGAUGUUGUGACUUAGGUUUAGAAAUGUCUUUACUAUGUUCCCAAUUUCACAGUAAUAUCGCAAUGCCUAUUAUAUUAUUUAAUGUUUAAUGACGUGGUUGUUCAGCUUAGUACUCUAGCUCUGACGAUCAAGUAGUGAAGCCCUCGCUCGAGCAAAGACAGUUUCUAUGUCUCUCCAUUAAUACGGGUCAAAACGCACAAUAUCACACACACGCUACUUUGCGUUUAGUUUAGCUUCUCGUGUUGCGUUCUCGGGAGGAGAAGGAGGAGGAGGAGAUGAAAAGAUGAUGAUGAUGAUGAUGAUGAUGAUGGUGAUGAUGAUGCAGGAGGAGAAGGAGGAGGAGUGUCCCGCUUCGUACUGCCCUUCAUGUGAUGAUGGCCCCAAUUCUUGACCACAGGUGAGUUUAAAGCUCUCCACUGGCCAGGCAAUUUGCGAUGCUCACAGAAACCUUGGCCAGUCAGUCAAUAAUAACCAAUUGGUAAUGCAGUAGUGUUAUGGCAUAUAUUCUCAAGAGCUGGUUGAGAGUUGGGUCCAAAUAAGCCACGGCGUAGGGCCUGAUUCGUCGUCGUCGUCUCGCGUCACUGGUGCUCAUGAGCUGCUCUUUGUACGGAGGCAGAAACUGACUCUUCUCGAGACUAAUGCGGCUUUGUUUUGGACUAGUUAGGAUGAAUGCGCUGUAUUGCUCUCUCUUUAGACAAAAUGUUGCGCGGCCGGCGUCUGUGAGCCUCGGUGUGUUAGCUUCUGUUUUGACUGGGAGAACUGGCCUUGUGGAAGAGUUGUUCGAGGCUGACAAACGCUGGCUGCACACAAGACACCUGCGUCACACAUUUUGGUGCCAUGGUGUGGCUGCCGCAAGCUUUGUUCUUCAUUGAGGUUGUUCUCAAUAAUUUAUUGAAUGAAGCGUUUAUUGUUAUUUUAGCCCAUUUCACUGUGUUCCGCCAGAAAGUCGGUGUACGUGGUCUAGGCUCUGUCAUUCCCCUUGGUUAGUGUCUGUGCUUAUGCAUGAGUACAUGAAGUAACCUUCUCUCUUCAUUGGACAGUUAUGCAUAGUUUUGAAUAUAAUUAAUCAAAGACGAUCUUUAGGGUGGACAGUUCAUUUGACAUCUUUGUAAGCAGCGUUCAGGGGCUGACAUGCAGCCCCCGGCGAGAGAAAUGUUGUAUAGUUGUUGUUGGAGUGAUAAUCAUCUUGGAAUUUGGUUUGAAACAAUGUAUAAUUUUUGUAGACUAUCUAGUGGUCACAACCUUUUCUGUGAUUGUACAUGUAAUUCCAGGUCAACAACAGUUUAAUGACCUUAUUAUGUGGUCUUAAACAGUCAUUGCACUUGUAAUAUACUUGCAGAUGCAGGUUUUUUAACCACCACAGACAAUAAUUAGUACAUCACAAUAACCAACAUGUGACCAUAGAUUAAAAUAAAGACUACCACAAUCUCAACAGAAUACAAGAGAUUUCCACAUGGUAAAGUGACCAUUACGUACUACUAGAAUAAAGGCUAUUAUUGUGCUACAACACGCUCACACUGCCAGGGCGGGCCUUGGGGACGUGGGCGGUUCCUGGAAUCCCUCCCCCAUCCCCCCCAAGUCCCACCACCCUUUGACACGGGUCACAUCCUGCGUGUCCACUUGAUAUGGAAGUAAAGAGGUCAGACAUCA
Molecule: messenger RNA, 6597 nt
Organism: Homarus americanus (American lobster)
Lineage: Eukaryota; Metazoa; Arthropoda; Malacostraca; Decapoda; Nephropidae
Gene: Drep2
Exons: 8
Coding region: 510-2228 (572 amino acids)
Biological process (GO): regulation of apoptotic process; apoptotic process
Source: RefSeq, a predicted model, not a curated record